UUCCAUUCUGAUCUACUUUUAUUGUGGGUGCACACAGGCUACGUAUUUUCAUGGUCACGUAUGCCCUAAACUUGAAAUGAGGUAGAAUAUCCGGAAAGUCAGGAAACAUUUCUCGUGACGAAUUGUUCCCCAGAUGACAAAACUGAUGAGUAAAAAAUGGAGUCAUCCAGUGGAGGAACAAAUAUUCCCAAAAUUAUGGUCUUUCGGCCAACAAUGGAGGAGUUUAAAGAUUUUAACAAGUACAUAGAGUACAUAGAAUCACAGGGAGCCCAGAAGGCUGGUGUAUGCAAGAUCAUUCCUCCAGCUGAGUGGGUUCCAAGGAAGGGAGGGUAUGAUGAACUGGAUCUCACAAUCCCUGCGCCAAUCGUCCAGGAGGUGUAUGGGAGUCAGGGCUUAUAUACACAGUACAACAUACAGAAGAAGGCCAUACAUGUAAAAGACUUCGAAAAACUUGCCAAUGGGGAGAGAUUCAAAACCCCCAAACACUUUGAUUAUGAUGAAUUGGAUAGGAAGUACUGGAAGAACAUCACAUUCGUGAACCCGAUGUAUGGUGCUGAUAUAUCAGGUACCCUGACCGACCCAGAACAGCAGUCCUGGAACAUCAACAAGUUGGGCUCCAUCCUUGACUUUGUGGGAGCUGACUAUGGGAUCAAAAUUGAAGGUGUCAACACAGCGUACCUGUACUUUGGUAUGUGGAAGACAACCUUUGCUUGGCACACAGAGGACAUGGAUCUGUAUUCCAUCAACUAUAUCCACUUUGGUGCCCCAAAGACUUGGUAUGCCAUUCCCCCGGAGCAUGGCAAGCGUUUGGAAAGACUGGCUCAAGGAUUUUUCCCGACAAGUUUCCAGGCAUGUCCUGCAUUUCUGCGACACAAAAUGACUCUAAUCUCGCCCAAGGUUCUAAAGCAGUACUCCAUACCAUUCAACAAGAUAACUCAGGAAGCAGGUGAGAUCAUGAUAACUUUCCCAUAUGGCUACCAUUCUGGCUACAACCACGGCUUCAACUGUGCAGAGUCUACCAACUUUGCCUCGGUCCGCUGGAUAGAGUAUGGCAAGAGAUGUCUCCAGUGCAAGUGUCGUAAUGAUGGUGUGAAGAUCGAGAUGGAUUGUUUUGUGAAGCGUUUCCAGCCAGAAAAAUAUCAGGAGUGGAAGGAAGGCAAGGAUCUUGCUGCACACCCGGAGGACGACCAGAAAAAACUUUACAAAAACAGUGAGAAUAAAAGAAGAGCAAACUCGUCCGGUCUGGUAGGAACGAAGCGCCACCCGGUGUCAAAGAUCAAACCCCUUUAUGAUGACGAAGAUGAUGAGGAUUCAGACGAUGAUAUAAGCAGAGAUAUCAUCAAGAUCAAAAGAGGAAGGCCACCGAAACAAGAAUCAUCAGUGGAUACAGACUCAGAGCCUCCAAAAACAGGCAAAACCAGGGUGAAAAAAGAUCAGAAGUCCAUAGAAUCUGGGAACGAUACAGCUGAUGACAAACCUAAGGCUAAAAGACCUUACAUUCGUAAAGCAGGGAAAGAUGAGGGCAGAAGUAAACCUCCAAAAGUAAUGAAAGUCACUGAGGAACAUUUAGCACUUUUAGUACCAGCUCAGAAAACAAAGAAAGAAUUGGAAGACGAAGAACAAAAAAUUGUUAAUGAAAAGGCAGAAUCAUUAAAGAAAAUUCCACCAGCAAAAGAUGUGAAAAAAGUAAAAGGUACAUUAGGUAAAGAAGGAAGUAGUGUUAAUAGAAGGAAGAAUUCCACAUCCAUGUCAGACGGUGAAAUAAGUGAUCCAAAAAAGGCUAAAAUAGAUUCCUAUUUGAAUGACAGCAAAAAGCUGCCUUCAGCUGAACCUGCUCAAGAUAAGAAACUUUUUAAAACAUUUGAAGAAGCAUUUAUGUAUUCAAUAACAGGAAAUUUAGGUCGAAGAAGUGCAGGUAAAAAGAAUUAUGAGCAAGUUCAUUCAGGACGAGUACCGAGUAGGUCUGCAGACAGCUCAGCAGAGAGGGUAAGCAGACGGAGAAAUACAUCUGAGAGUCAAACUCAGGACAAUAAUGAAACAACUAGAAUUAGAAGUCAGUCAGAGGGAAAGCAAGAAACAAAUAUUGAUAUGGAGAAACAGGCUGAACCUGUGAAAAUAGAACAAGGCAGCUCUGAAGUCAUGAAUUCUCAGAAGACUUCAACUGUAAAGCAGGAGACAAAUAUUACUGAGGAUAUUGAAGAUUUGAAAAAUCAGACUGAUAAGUUUUUGUCAAAAUACAUGAAAGACAGGCCGGUGAAAGCAGAAAAGGAUAUUAAACCAGAUCCUGUGUCAGAAUAUGUGUGUAAAAAGAAAAUGGCUGCAAAUAAUUUGCAUGAACAGAAAGGUGAAAAUGUCAAAGCAAGCACUACCAGCGGUGACUGCAAAGUGCCAAGUGAUUUAGUAGAGAAGCAUAAAGACUUGGGACAAGAACUUAUUCAACUGACUAAUGAUAUUAUUCAUCAAAAUGCCACUAAAUCCCAGUUUAAGUUCUUGGAUCCGAUGAAAAAAGUGUCCUAUGUUGGAAGUGUUUGCUGUACACCAACAGGGGAUCAUGCAUCACUGUGUAAACCAGUGUUUGGAGAAACAGCAUCCUCUCGUUUAAAACAGGCAUUUCAGCCAGCAGGCAAGAAGCCUGUCAAAGAAUUUGGGAAUCUUGGUGGUGGUCAGUCUCUUGAUUUCUCUCAACUUGCUUCCCAAGCCAAGCAGGCAGAGAUGCUUAAAAGCAUGGCUGCUAAACCAGACAUGAAAUUGGCUGAUACUAUCAGUAAGCUGUCUUCAUCUCUUCACGCCCAUUCUCCUACAGACAACCAGAGAAACCUGCCAUUACAAAAGCAGCUCAUCACUGCCACUCAGGGACCCCAUAGUGGCCUCACAAUUGACACUGUCUGUUCAGAGAAAGGCAGAAAGGAAGGAUGGCAGCCAGCCAUUCUACGGUCAUCAAACUCAUCCAUGAGGUCUCCUGUAGCAUCAAGAAGAUCACCAGCAAUAUCACCAAACACAGGUAUGACAUCACCUGGUGCCAUAAGAAGGUCUCCAGCCAGGUCACCAAAUACCAGCAUGGUAUCAACAACAAAUUGCCUCGAAAAUAAAGUGAAACAUCAGACAUUAAUUAAUCAGCAGAAACAAAAUACUUGCUUGAACAAUUCUGGAUUACUUUCUCCGCAGUCAGUGGAAAUGAGAAUAGGAAGUCCACAUGGCAGCCUUUCUCCAGGUAUGGCUAAACCACAUGUGUCUCCAAACACUGGGAGAACAGUACAAAUGUCUGGCAAUGUUGUGCAGAUUCAGAGCCCCUCUAGCAUGGAGUUCCAAAUCCAGAAAACACCCAUGACUUCACCACCUCAGCUAACUACUGCAUCACCUGCUGUGUCUAAACCUUAUCCAGUGUUAAACACACCUCCAACAUUGUCACCUGUUGCAAAUCUUUCAUUGUUUACUUCCCAAAGUCAGCUACAGGCUACUCUGAAUGCAGCAUUGCUUCAGACGAGUAGGGCUAACAUUGUACAGCAACCAAAUGCUGCACAAAAUGUCACAGUCAAUGGGCAAUUAGUCGGUCAAGGGCAAGUAGUCAAUUCCAAUGGAAUGCAAAUGAUCUCAAAUACACAAAGGAUAAUUCCAGGAUCUACAAUAAAUAGUGGUAAUCAGAUUCCAUUGCAAACGGGUCAGUUGUUAAGUCAAGGACAAUUCAUGAAUCAAGGCCAAUUACUUAAUCAAGGACACAUUUUAAAUCAAGGCCCUAUGUUGAAUACUGGCCAGGUAUUAAAUCAUAGUCAAUUUUUUAAUCAAGUGCAAACAAUGAAUCAAGUGCCAACAUUAAAUCAAGGACAAACUGUUAGUCAGUCACAUAUUUUUAAUCAGUUAUUGAAUGGUACACAGAUAAAUCCGAGACCUCAGUCACAGAGUGUCAUUAGUCCUCCAGGUGUUGUGUUAAGGCCACAGUCUCUUCAGACACUUCAAGGGCAGCUGGUGACUCCAGCAGUGAGAAGCAACAUUGUGACUGCUCCACAGCUGGUCACCACCCAGCAGUUGAUGACUAUGGCAGGUCAGGGGAUCGUACAGUUAGGCCUGCCUGUUUCCAGUGUGGCAAACACAGCACAGAGCAAUACCCAGGCUAGAAUUAUCACACAAGGAAAUCAGACUUUUUUAGUGAAUAUUCCUGUGGCGAGGCCCAUAACCAGUAUUUCUGGUAAUGGGGUUUCAGCUCAGACAACCGGCAAUGUUAUUGCUAGCUGCCCGUCACAGGAGAAACAAAAAAAUCAGGUUUCCCAACUAAAUUCUAUAAAAAAGACUGUUGUUCUUGCUAAGACAGACAUAGGGGCAGUAAAGUGCUUACCUUCAAAACAAAAUGUGCAAAACAAUGCUAAUGGAACACUUACAAAAAAUACUGUGAUUUCUAGUUUGUUGACAGGUAGACAGUUGACACAACCAUCUUCUGUUUAUUCUGUUACUGUACAGAAUCCGUCAUCUAGUACAGAUCUGUUUUCUCAAAGUGUGAAUUCAUGUGUUUCUUCAACAUCUGCAAAAUUACGUUUUUGUGGUACAAGUGUAGUUGCAAAUGGUAUUUUGUUAGGUAAUGGCUCGCCAGUCAAAGGAUACACAGAAAUCAAACAGGAAUCUUUGUGCAGUUUGCCUGGCUUGAAGAAUGUUAUAACAGAGCCGAAUGAUAAGCAAUCCAGCAUGUCACCCCCUCCUCGGCUAAUGAGCCCUAACAAACCACUACAGCUGGUACCCCAGCCUAUUGUUCCUAUUUCUCAACCUUACACCUCAAUGCCAAUGCCAUCCAAGAUGAGGCUACAGUCCACUGAUACUUCAUUCUUCUCUGGCACUGUUCCAUAUCAGCUCAUGGAAGGGGAAGACAGCAAUGACACUAAGCCCCCUGUUUUAGAAAUGGAACCUCCUAUGUUGGAAAUGGAGGCUCCAAUUUUGAAAAUGGAAUCUGAGCAUGACACUGUAAGUGUAAAAAGUGAGCCGGAUACUCUGUCCAAUUAUUCAGUGGGAAGUGGUUCUACAGGCUGUGCAGGAAAUGUGAAGCCUGACAUGGAUACCCUUCCAGCCUAUCCGUUAUUAUCCCAGACCAUCAUUCACACCAACAGUUACAACUCGUACAUUGGGUCUGGCAGUCAGGUUGGUAAGAAACGUCGCAAAUCAGGUCCCUGUGGAGACUCUGAGAAGGCUGGACCACUGAGGGACUACCAUAGUGAUGGGGAGAGCAGUAUUCCGGGGAAAAAGAAGGAUCUCAAGAAACCCAAAAUUAAAUCUGGUGAAAAGGAAUCUUUAAAUGGGAAAGGAAAGAAGAAGUCGCAGUCAAAAAAGGGCAAAGAUCAUCAUUACUCCAAAGAUGGGGUCCAGGCAGUGGGAGAGUGGACCCAACCGGUACAGCGGCUCUGGCAGUGCGGGGUCCCGGACUUUGAUGCUGAAAUGGCCUUCAAUGAGGCGUACUCUCUCCAUCAGCCUUACUGUAGCAUUUGUGCCCUGUUUGUACCAUUCAAGGUGAUCCCAGACGAGCCAUCAGAGGACCUGAAGUCCCCCAAGAAGAUUUACAAGCGCUGGAUCAUCCCGGACCGCUCCCUUCCUAUGAUCCCGGAGAUGUGUUUUGCCACGAGCACGGACAACCCAAACCCGUUUGGCAUGAACACACUGCUGGAUGAGGAUGGACUCAGUCCGCUGGUUGUGUGUGAAGACUGUAAAAUAUGUGUACAUGCAAGUUGCUACGGAACAGAGGUAACUGAUGCUGGUUCCUGGAGAUGUGCUAGAUGUGUACGCCAGAAAACAGAGGCAGAGUGUUGUCUGUGUUCAUUGAGGGGUGGAGCCUUAAAACCCACGUUGGAUGGCCAGUGGGCACAUGUGGUUUGUGCUCUUACAAUUAAGGAAGUGAAAUUUGAAGAUGUGAAAAGUCGAGAACCCAUUGAUACCUCACAAAUUAGUCCGGCUCGCAAGAGACUGGUAUGUCAAUACUGCACUCAAGGACAAACGGACACACCGUCCUCAACUCGAGCAUGUGUUCAAUGCUCAAAUGGGAAAUGUACACUUUCGUUCCAUGUAACCUGUGCCCAUGCUGCAGGGGUUGUGUUUGAGACAAGUGACUGGCCUCAUCCUGUCUACAUCACAUGUUCACGGCAUGUCCACCUCACAAAAACUAAGCAGAGGGACCGUGAACUGCAGCCUAUAUCAGUGGGAGAUCGAGUGAUUGCGAAACACAAGAACACACGUUUCUACAAUGCAGAGGUGCUGGAUGUGCGAGACCAUACAUUUUAUAGGGUCGACUUUGAUGAUGGAUCUUUCAGCGAUGAUCUCUAUCCAGAGGACAUACAUGGCCAUGACCCUGACAUGGGUGCGCCAGCUGUAGGCAGCAAGGUGAAGGUCAAGUGGACGGAUGGUUCCCUCUGGGGAGCAACCUUCAAGGGUACCAACUCACAACUUGUCUACAAAGUUGGGUUCGAGGAUGGAUCUGAACGGAGCAUUCCCCGCGAUGAGCUUUGGUUGCCCACAGACAACCUUCCUAAAGGUGUCAGGUCGAGAAUGUCUCAUGCCACAGAAAGAAAGUGUUUAAAUGAAGACAAGAAAUCAGUUAAGGAGGUGAAAGGUCAUAGCAUCAGGCAGAAGGAAAAGAUUUCCUACGCUGCUUUGUUGAACAAGUUUGACAAUCCUGCAUAGCUGCCAUUAUGAGAACAGACAUGGCGAUAUGGUGGUAGCUGUGAAAUGAGACUGGGAAUGUUGAAAACCUGAUGAAUUCCUGAUGGUGGCUUACAGACUUGUGUGCAACUUCUAGAUGACAUAAUUAACUAUAUAAAUUGAGAAUUAUAGCGCAAGUGCAUUGACGCUGACAUUUUGUGUAAGAGGAGAAAAUGGAGAAAUGUUAUGUAAAAUUAUAUAUAGUUUGUUUUCUGUAAACUAGUUGUUACUUGUUAAUACUUGCAGUUGUCAAAAAAUACUGAUUCUUUCAACGAGUCAGAGCAUGGUUUUAAAUAGGUUUCAUUUGUAUAUUUUUAAACUUAAAUUGUAAGCUUUAAUCUUGUAAUGGCAUCCAUGAACAGCUACAUUUAUCCCCUAAACAUGACUCAUAUAGGAGAUAAAGUUGAGGAGAGGUUUGUUGAAAGGGAUGGAGAACUUUUGUCUUGGAAUGGGUAAUAUUGGCAGCUUCUGAGUUCUGCAGUAAGUGUUUACUGACAGGACUUUGUACAUAACACAUACUAUUACUGAACAGUAAAUCACAUGAUCCAUAGUAUUUACAGAGUUGGGAGGUUUAAAUGUUUCAAGUAUGUUAAAUUCUUAAUUGUGUCAGAAUUUGUUUUGAAAGUGCAAUAAGAAUUCUGCAAUUUUCAUACUGUGUGACAAAAACAGUUCAGAGAAUUGUUUUUGUUUGGACAUUUAUAUUUUCAAUUCCUGUUGUAAAAAUGUAACUAGGUUUAAAUGACUCUUGCAUUAAGGUUUCAAAACAAUAUUUUAUAUUUCUGUUAGCCUAGGAUACAUUUAUUAUGUUCUUUAUUCAUUAAGCCAUCGUUUUGUGUAACUAACAGCAUUUCAUGAUACAGUAGGUGUUAUUUUUAAUGUCUUUUCUCUAGGUUUUGAAUUCUCUGCAAUUUUAACCAGGAAAAUCAAAGUUAUUAGUUUGGGGUAUGUUGGCGGGUGGUUGGCGUCAACAAUUCAUGUUCUUUGCAUUAAAGGAUUUUAAAAUAACUAUAUGUUCUGGGUUACAACACAGUUUCUCGCAUACAAGACCCAGGUCUGUACAUCAAAGGUUAAGGUCAAACUUAAAGUUACUUAGUCCAAAUGCCUUGUAAUUUGUGUUCGGGCUAACACUUUGCCAUAGGGGAAUAUAAAAAACUUGGCACAAAUGAUUCCCAGGACAAGACAGGGUGUUGUGUACAAAACACAGUUUGUACAUCAAAGGUCAAGGUUGCACUUAAAAGUCAUUUGUUGAAAAUUCAGUCUUGGCUGUACAUUACGAUAAGUUGGAAGAUUUUGAAAUAGUUCACACAAAUGUUCUUUAUGACAAGACAAUAUGUUGCCUGCAAGAGCCAUUAUCUGUAGGUCAAUGGUCAAUGUCAAACCUUAGGAUCAUUGGUCAAAUGUCUUGUAUUUUGGCUUGUCUGAGCUGCAACUUGGCUAAACAUCUUUUGAUUUUAAAAUAACUUGGCAAAAAUGCCCCCAUAUCAUGUCAGUAGGUUAAAGGUCAUAGUCACACAUAUUGGCUAAAAAAUUCUUUUUGUCAUGACUGUUGGUCAUUCAUGUCCAAUCGUUUGAGGUCAAGGUCUUCAAAUAACAGACAACACUAAGUUGCUCAUGUUUUAAGAGUUUCCCUUCUCCAUAUCUAUUUUUAUCAAUGACUUUUUUUAAUUUGCCUACACCUGCUAGUUGGACAAAUGUUGAAAACCUGGUUUACAUGGCAUUGCUGUGUUUAUAGUUGUGGAUACCAGCCAAUUUGACAUAUAAUGUAAAGUGGGUUUGGUUUAAGCAUUAUUUAACUUAAAGGUUUAUGAAGUUCACAGUAAAUAAUAAUGCAAAACUGAAUUUUAUUAACUGGGGAAAACAGAGUAACAGUAAGUAUUUUAAAAUAAAUCGUUUGAAAGGCAUUAUAAUGAUUAAAGACAGACAAAUUUCACAAUUGUUGACAUUAGUAUUUAUUUAUAUAUAUUUACAAGACAAUUAUAUACAUGAAUUUUGAUUAUUGUAUUGUUUUAAGUGAUACAAUAUUUUAGAAGGAAAAUGAUCAUUCGUGACUAUUUUGCUGUAUUUAUUAUUAUCAUCAUCAGAAUUUAGUUAUUUCAUCUUUUGUGUUUUUGUCUGUUCUGUAUUAAAAUAUCUGAAAAUAGA
Molecule: messenger RNA, 8811 nt
Organism: Mya arenaria
Lineage: Eukaryota; Metazoa; Mollusca; Bivalvia; Myida; Myidae
Exons: 19
Coding region: 157-6651 (2164 amino acids)
Biological process (GO): chromatin remodeling
Cellular component (GO): nucleus
Molecular function (GO): histone H3K36 demethylase activity; histone H3K9 demethylase activity
Source: RefSeq, a predicted model, not a curated record